AUGUUGCAAUCUUUUUUCUUUUUCUCUUCUUUUUCCUUGCAAUCUUUUUUUCUUUUUCUCUUCUCUUUCCUUGCAAUCUUUUUUCUUUUUCUCUUCUCUUUCCUUGCAAUCUUUUUUUUCUUUUCUCUCUUUCCUUGCAAUCUUUUUUUUUUUUUCUUCUUCCCUUGCAAUCUUUUUUUUUUUUUCUUCUCUUUCCUUGCAAUCUUUUUUUUUUUCUUUUUUUCUUUCUUCCUUGCAAUCUUUUUUCUUUUUCUCUUCUCUUUCCUUGCAAUCUUUUUUUCUUUUUCUCUUCUCUUUCCUUGCAAUCUUUUUUUCUUUUUCUCUUCUCUUUCCUUGCAAUCUUUUUUCUUUUUCUCUUCUCUUUCCUUGCAAUCUUUUUUUCUUUUUCUCUCCUCUUUCCUUGCAAUCUUUUUUUCUUUUUCUCUUCUUUUUCCUUGCAAUCUUUUUUCUUUCUUUUUCAUUCCUUGUAAUUUUCUCCCUUUCUUUUUCUUUGCUAUCAAUUUCCUUUUCUCUUUUCUUUUUACCUGCUUCCAACUUAUUUUUUCUUUCAUUUUUCCUUGCUACACUUUUUUUACCCUUCUCACUUUUCAUCUUCAUUUUUUUUCUCCCCGCUUUUUUUUUUAUCUUUUCAUCUACACCUUCAACGUCUUUCACUUUCAUCCUCUACAACUUUAUUCUUUCUUUCUUAGAUCAGUCCAUUUUUCUUCAUACUUUUCUUCUUGUUUUUAUUUUUAUUUUUCUGUGAUGUUUUUCUUUUUUUUUAACGCAAUCCACCCCUUCCUCCUCUCCCCUUACUUCUUUCCUUCUCCCUAUCUUGAUUACAUUUUUUUCACUCCCUCCUUCUCAUUUUGUCUUUAUCUGUUCUUUUCCCCCCCGUUUACCCUUCCCUCUUGUCCCCUCGUUUUCGCCAGAGACACUCAUCUGGAACGGGACGAAUACCUUAUUGCUACGAUUAAUCCAAACUCCAUUUUGUCUUGCCGCCAUUACGAGAGCUAA
Messenger RNA from Acanthosepion pharaonis, 996 nucleotides. Lineage: Eukaryota; Metazoa; Mollusca; Cephalopoda; Sepiida; Sepiidae. The record is from the annotation of a GenBank genome assembly.